This is a messenger RNA of Vitrella brassicaformis, 3348 nucleotides long. Lineage: Eukaryota; Vitrellaceae. The record is from the annotation of a GenBank genome assembly.
ACGCGGUCCCUGCAGAUAGAGUAGGGCUACGUCCUUCGAGUCGUGCUCACCGACGAGUGUGCGCCGAGUAAGUCAAUCAAGCGCUCGUCGUUCAGGCUCCCUCACUUGGGCUGGCUAGACAAUGCACAUACCUCAAAGGGAAAAAGAGUGGGGCGGUCACAUACAAAAGACCUACCUGACCGAAAGGGUCAGGCGGGUCAGGUGAGUAAGAAACGUAUCUGCGGAUGUGCCUCUCGCAUGUCUCUGCAAAGAACGGCCAAUGCCCUUUCUGUCGAGCGAGGAACGAUCGCAUUGGUGAGGGGUCUCACGAAGAAAGUAGAGACUUUCAGUGACACACGCCACCGAUCUUUCCGGACCAUUAGAAAACAGAGAUCGUUGUUGUAUAUAUAGAGAAUAUGUACCCAUGAACCCUGGUCCCUUCGGUCCUACGAGUUUCAUGGUACAUAUUCUCUAUGGGGUGCAGAGUUUGAGUUGGCUGGGAUGGACGGGCGGCCUCAAUUGUUGUGAGCACGCAUUGAUGGAGCAAGGACUUGAGCAAACAAUGAAGCAAGCACGUAUUGAUCGAGCAAGCGAUGAAGCACGCACCUUUGUCCUUGCGCUAUGCAAAGCAUGCACCGUCCAAUCAAUCGCUCAGAAUACUGAUAGAGAAUGCUUUGGACGUGAGCAACAGCCACCCAACACUCACACCCACAGUCAGUCAUGCGACGAUCUAACACGUCUAUUGGGGGCACGUCACUGACUGGUAAGCGAGAGUAGACAGAGGUAGAUACCAGACAGGCACACACAGCUACAGACAGCACUGACAGAGUGACGAGCCGACAGGUUGAGAGCACGCACGCAACAAACGCUAUGCCUCUCUCAUCUCACACACCGACACCGAAGGCAACCACAACAGUCCAUCCGUUACUAGAGAUGGCUACAACUCAAAAAACACACCUUCAGACAAACAGCUCACCAAAAAAUGACACGCUGACUCUCGUACGACUAUCGUACGCCAGAGUUUCACUGUAUAUAAUCUGCACGCACGCAUCGUCCGUCCUGCUAAGUACGUGAGCACGCAUCGUCCAAUCAGUCAGUGAGCCUGUCCGUCUGUGAAUGCAAACACGCACGCACCGAACGCCAAGCAAAGAAGUCCUUGCUCCCAUACGAAGCACUCUCCCCUUCCUCCCUCCCUUCCUCCCCUAAGCACGUGAGCACUUGUUGGUCCGCACACGCAUAGCACACCCGCACUGCAUGCCCUCUCUCAUAUACUCCUCGCCCUUUUACGCACAACCGCACACAGACACACCUCUAGCAGACAUCAUCAAGAAAAAACGCACCCCACGUACGCACGCACACCCACACGCGCACUGCAUGCCCGUCUUCCAUCCAUUAAGCAAGCACACACCAUCACACACAAGUCGUCAUUGCCCGACAAAAGCACACGCUUUUGUCCACAUUGAAAGGACUCAACGUACGUAUGCACACACACCCAUUCACCCAAACACACGCACUGCAUGCCCUCUCUCAUGUACUCCUCGCCCUUUUACGCACAACCGCACACAGACACGCCUCUAGUAGACAUCAUGAAGAAGAAACGCACCCCACGUACGCACGCACACUCACACAUGCACUGCAUGCCCGUCUUCCAUACAUUAAGCAAGCACACACCAUCACACACAAGUCGUCAUUGCCCGACAAAAGCACACGCCUUUGUCCACAUUGAAAGGACUCAACGUACGCACGCAGGCACACCCACUCACCCAAACACACGCACUGCAUGCCCUCAACUUCAAACGUGCAUGCGCAGGUGUGCGUACAUAGAUAUUCAUCAUAUACCCACACUCCAAGUCCACGCGUGUAUGCGGAGGUGUACGCACAGAAACAAUCGUCAUAUACCCACAUUCCAAGUCGACGCGUGGCCGUUCAUGACGAUGAUGAACGUAUGCGAUUCGUUGGACACGUUGCGUGCGGGUUCGACGACAGUGCACCACGCUAAUGCACGCUCGACACCGUCCAUUGCUGGUGGUGGCCGCCGCUGCGCGACCACUGUUGGGCGUUGGCGCCAUCCAGGCCGACUUCGGGCAGGUCAAUGUCGAUCACUUUGCCACUGGCACGGUUCACGAUGUAGAAGUGGCCGUCGUCGGUCAUGUCGAUCCACCAGUGCUGGUUGGUGCCACCGCAGCCCCUCUGCUGCACAUUGGCGCCGUCACGGUUGAUGUCGGGUGCAUGCACGUCGAGCAACUUGCCGCUGUGCGCGUUCACGAUGUGGAAGUAGCCGCCGCCGAUCGACUCGAGGCGCCAGUGCUGGUCGGUGCCACCGCGGCCCCACUGCUGCACGUUGGCGCCGUCGCAAUCGAUGUCAUGCGAGUGCACGUCGAGCAUCUUGCCGCUGCGACGGUUGACGACGAAGAACGUGCCGGCGUCGCGGCGGUACACCGCGGCGUGCUCCUGCAUGCGCGCGACCUGGCCCGGCGUAAAGUUGUCCAUCCAGGCGUCGUCGGUGUAGUUCAUGUAGUUCUUGACUGGUGCGCGCUCGCCCGCCAUGCAAGCGCCGUUGGCCGCCGUAGGAUCAGGCUUGCCCCAGUUGGGAAAACGGUGCGCCGGCGUGUCGUCGAUCUCGUCACCUUCGCCAGAGCAGCCGUUCUGGAACGUGUGCAGCAGGCCGAACCAGUGUCCGACCUCGUGCACCCCCGUGUCGCCCUCGUUGAACGGAUGGUUCGUGCCGCCAGGGAGCGUGUCGACGUGCAGCACGACGCCGUCCAUGGUCGGCGCGCCGGCGAAGUCCCACGGGAACGUCGCCCAGCCCAGCGUGCCAGUGGGCGGGUUGACCGUGUAGAUGUUCAGGAAGCCACUGCGGUACAGCUCGCGCUUGGCGGCCGCCUCCUCCGCGCUCUUGUGCUCCAUGCGGAACCAAUCGUCGUUGUCGUGGUUUACGACAUUGCUCGGGUGGUAGAUGAAGUCGAAGUUGGCGGCGCGGAACGCGUCGUUGAGCACGGCCACCUGCUGCAUGCGCUGUUGCUCGCUGACGUCGCCGGCCGCGCCCGACCGCAGGUGCACGAAGCGCACGAAGAUGGGCGUGUGCUUCGGGCUCGCGCGUGCCGUGUCGCCCGCCGCAGUGCGAGCGAGCGCUUGUCGACGUGUGCGCGCCGCCCGUUGCGUCGCGAUGCUUGGAUUGUCGGUGGCGCACUUUACGCCCUGCACACCGCGGCCAUCAUCGUCUGAUUCAUCGCCCGUGACCGGCGUGGCGCCGGCGGCCCCGGCCGUGGUCGUGGUCGUGGUCGCGGUCCUGUGCAUCGAGAGGCUUGCAGCUGUUAUUGCCGUUUUGCUGUGGCGGUUGUCACGAAGCAAGUCGAACCACAGCUUUCC